AUGCCACGUAAGCUACGUAAGAAUAUACGUAAGAGGAAGGGAGCAUUGAAACAUCCAAUAGUAAAACUGACACCACAACAACAGUUGCAACAACAAAUGAUGAAUGACCCCACUAUGUUGCAACAAAUGUCAAGCAACCCUAUGCUUUUAAACCGAGUUAUUGGUGCACAGAGUGGA
This is a messenger RNA of Trichomonas vaginalis G3, 177 nucleotides long. Its product is annotated as protein of unknown function, DUF4106 family. The transcript has a single exon. NCBI's taxonomy places the organism in Eukaryota, Parabasalia, Trichomonadida, Trichomonadidae. The annotation marks the transcript as partial. The record is from RefSeq and is a predicted model, not a curated record.